AUGGAAGCACUCCCCAGCGCUUUCGAGUUUGCGAUCCCGCUGCUCGCAGCGCUGCUCUAUGGCUUCGUCUCAGUGGCUGCAACCAUCCUUACCAAGCAGGUGGUCUCGGGCUUCAGCUUCAAGUUCUUACCAUUCAUGAUGCUGUUGGAGCGGUGUGCGCUAAUGUCGGCAGAGAUCCUCACCAGGAAGUCCUCCAGGAACGUCGUCGGCAUCAUACGCAGACUGUGGCCGCUAUCCCUUGUGUCCACCAUCAACACCUUCGUUGCUGUGUCGAGCUUGGAAGGCCUCAAUGUCCCCAUGUACAACGCACUCAAACGUCUGACGUCGAUGGUGACGCUGGUGAUGGAGGCGCUGGUCCUUAAGCAGUACUCCUCCUUGCAGAUUCAGUUCGCGGUGGCCAUGAUAGCAGGAGGAGCUGUCAUCGCAGCACUGCACGACCUCGAGUUCGCGCCGCUGAGCUACGCCUGGGCCCUGGCUUCCUGCUGCCUUAACGCGCUCUACCUCACCCUCGUCAAGAAAUUCUGCAAUCAGCUCGGAUCAUCGUCGGACGAGAUUCUGGUUGCAAACAGCAUCGUUCCCAUACCCAUCUUGACAGUUUAUAUCAUCGCUUCGGGGGAUCUUGACAGGAUCGUAUCGUUCCCAAAGUGGGGCAGCUACUGGUUCUGGCUCGCACUUGUAGGAUCAUCGGCAGCAGGCUCGACUCUUGGCUUCUCUCAGUACCUCUGCACCAAGUACAGCUCGGCCCUCACGACUACGGUGGUUGGGCAGAUGAAGAUGGCUCUGUCAAGCUCCUUGGGUAUAAUUUUCUUCGGAACUAAGGUGGAGAAUAUGCAGGCUGUAGGUCUGAUCAUCAACACCAUCGGGGGAUUCUACUUCGGGUGGAGGAAGCACUACGAGGCCCAGCAGAAGAAGCGAUAG
Messenger RNA from Guillardia theta CCMP2712, 918 nucleotides. RefSeq lists its product as hypothetical. Gene Ontology annotation, molecular function: antiporter activity. Gene Ontology annotation, cellular component: Golgi apparatus. The transcript has 6 exons. The coding region runs from base 1 to 918 and encodes 305 amino acids. The record is from RefSeq and is a predicted model, not a curated record. NCBI's taxonomy places the organism in Eukaryota, Cryptophyceae, Pyrenomonadales, Geminigeraceae.